Sciurus carolinensis (gray squirrel) is the source of this 165-nucleotide messenger RNA. Its product is annotated as DNA-directed RNA polymerases I, II, and III subunit RPABC4-like. NCBI's taxonomy places the organism in Eukaryota, Metazoa, Chordata, Mammalia, Rodentia, Sciuridae. Gene Ontology annotation, biological process: DNA-templated transcription. The coding region runs from base 1 to 165 and encodes 54 amino acids. Gene Ontology annotation, cellular component: RNA polymerase II, core complex; RNA polymerase III complex; RNA polymerase I complex. Gene Ontology annotation, molecular function: zinc ion binding; DNA-directed RNA polymerase activity; DNA binding. The transcript has a single exon. The record is from RefSeq and is a predicted model, not a curated record.
AUGGACACCCAGAAGGAUGUUCAACCCCCAAAGCAGCAGCCAAUGAUAUUUAUCUGUGGAGAAUGUCAAACAGAAAAUUUAAUAAAAUCCAGGGAGCCCAUCAGAUACAGAGAAUGUAGAUGUAGAGUAAUGUACAAGAAAAAAAAAAAGACUGGUGGUUUUUGA